ACCGUGCGCGCUCACAUUUCAAGACUUUAAAGAAACGAUGGAGAGUUAUGUGGGGCCCGGUGAGUCUCCUGCUAACGGGCUCCGGAGGCUUCUGACUAGUGACCCUGCAGAAAGGAGAGAAAGCAGCGCGUGCUGCGCUUCUCCCACGCGGAGCACGUGGCAUCGCAAGAAGACCACGCGGUGGCAUCGCGAGAAGACCACGUGCUAACCUGCUAACCUUCGUUCGCUAUAAGCCACCCGAGGAACCCCAGUUGCAUGAGUACAGCUCCUGAAGGACCCCAGCUGGCUCUCCUGACUGCUGGGUGUCGCAGGACUCUUCAGUGAGGUGUAUGACUCGUGGGACUGGAUGGAGAUGCUCUAGGUAAGUCUGGAGCACAGCGCCUCUGUCCUCCUCUUUGUGGAAUGAUGAUUCACUAGACUAGAGUCUCUGAUUAACCAUGAAGUUAUUUCACAGUGCACUGACCACAUAACCUCCUCUGGUGUGUUUCACUCCGUUUACUGUAAACCAUGUAAGCUCGCUGAAAGGAGCCGGUGGGACCGUUAAGUUCAACCCAGUGAUGAUGCAUUUAUCAGGAACCACCGGCAGCUCCAGGAGGACGCCAGGAUGCAGAGGCCCUGAAGAUGGGAGGUCCCCUCAUGCUGCUACAAGAGACGCCAUGUCCUCAGGAGAUGAAGCGUUGCCUGGAUGGAGAUGCUCUAGCUCGCUGAAAGGAGCCGGUGGGACCGUUAAGUUCAACCCAGUGAUGAUGCAUUUAUCAGGAACCACCGGCAGCUCCAGGAGGACGCCAGGAUGCAGAGGCCCUGAAGAUGGGAGGUCCCCUCAUGCUGCUACAAGAGACGCCAUGUCCUCAGGAGAUGAAGCGUUGCCUGGAUGGAGAUGCUCUAGCUCGCUGAAAGGAGCCGGUGGGACCGUUAAGUUCAACCCAGUGAUGAUGCAUUUAUCAGGAACCACCGGCAGCUCCAGGAGGACGCCAGGAUGCAGAGGCCCUGAAGAUGGGAGGUCCCCUCAUGCUGCUACAAGAGACGCCAUGUCCUCAGGAGAUGAAGCGUUGCCUACUCGUACAACAAACUGUCACUUGUCUUUGUCCAAAUCUUUCCUAAACUGUUAAAUGGAUUUAAAGAAGUUUCAAAUAAAUAUUUGAAAGAAUGA
Molecule: messenger RNA, 1150 nt
Organism: Pseudoliparis swirei
Lineage: Eukaryota; Metazoa; Chordata; Actinopteri; Perciformes; Liparidae
Product: apomucin-like
Exons: 9
Coding region: 558-1109 (183 amino acids)
Source: RefSeq, a predicted model, not a curated record